This is a messenger RNA of Cooperia oncophora, 933 nucleotides long. NCBI's taxonomy places the organism in Eukaryota, Metazoa, Nematoda, Chromadorea, Rhabditida, Trichostrongylidae. The record is from the annotation of a GenBank genome assembly.
AUGGCUCGAGCCUUGGAAGGACAAAUCGCUUUGGUAACGGGAGCGAGUAGAGGAAUUGGCCGAGGAAUCGCUCUUCAGUUAGGACAGUGUGGUGCUACAGUUUAUAUUACUGGUAGAAAACCGGAAAAGAGCCUUCAGAGUCAAUAUCGAAACUUGCCAACAUUGCAGCAAGUUGCUGAAGACAUUCGCAACAGAGGUGGUAAGGCUGUACCCGUCUAUUGCGACCACACUGACCACACAGAGAUCGCCAAGUUGUUUGAACAAAUUCAACAGGAAAACAAUGGCACACUCAACGUGCUCGUGAAUGCUGCGUAUGCUGGAGCUAAGGUUUCGCAAUUUCUUAUGUAUGAAAUCUUCAGCUUUACUUUGCGUUUUUUCUCCUUGAUGUUCCUUAUAUGGAAUCUCCAGAACAUGGCUGAAGCCGGUUGCGUUCCAUUUUUCGAGGCCGACCCUUUGCUCUGGGACUCUGUAAACAAUGUUGGACUGCGAAAUAACUACAUUUGCUGUGUGCAUGCUGCGAGAAUGAUGGCAAAGAGGAAAUCUGGUCUCAUCGUGAACAUUUCUUCUGCCGGUGGCUUGCAGUAUACGUUCAACGUUCCUUAUGGUGUCGGCAAAGCGGCGCUGGACCGAAUGUCUGCGGACAUGGCAAUUGAGCUGAAACCGUAUGGAGUUGCAGUGGUCUCUGUAUGGCCUGGAAUGGUUCGGACCGAAUAUUCUGAGAUAUUGAGGGACGAAGGAAAGCUGGAGAAGAUGGUACAGCAGUCUAAGGAAGCCAUCGACAAAUCUUUCAAGUCUGCUGAAUCUGCUGAGUUCGUUGGCAAAGCUAUCGUUGCUCUAGCGUCUGACAAAAAAGUUAUCAGGAAGUCCGGAACAAUACAAAUGACUUAUGACUUGGCUUAUGAGUACGGCUUCAAGGAUGUCGAUGGUGAGUAA